Messenger RNA from Anguilla anguilla (European eel), 4455 nucleotides. Its product is annotated as protein FAM83G-like. NCBI's taxonomy places the organism in Eukaryota, Metazoa, Chordata, Actinopteri, Anguilliformes, Anguillidae. Bases 478 to 3726 code for a protein of 1082 amino acids. The record is from RefSeq and is a predicted model, not a curated record. The transcript is spliced from 5 exons.
GAAUGUAUUCACAUUUACACACGAUGAGCCAUUGCGCACGUUAACGGAUUAAUACCUACUUGGCUGUUAAAAUUCAUCAGCUGGGGCAGGAUUUCCCCGCCGACAGAGCCAGUGACGGGAUGUACUCUCCCGUGUCACGUGAUACAGGUGUGUCCUGCCCUACCUGCCCAUUUCAGUGUAACCGGAAAUGUUGGACGCGCAGGUUGUCAUGUCAGAGGACUGGGACGCUUGGAGGCGCAAAUGAUGAAUUAUUAACUUCACAGAGCAUGGCAGACCGCUCCAAAACGUCGUCACGUGGGGGAUUUUCACUUCUCUGAAUUUAUUAAGAGGAAUUUAAUUAUUUAGUAGCCUGUAUUCACACAUCAAACAUUUUUUAUUACUGUAGUAGAAUUCAAAUGUACUCCACAGGGUUUGGCUUUUUGAGUGGUUCUACGUUAAUUUUGACAGAACAAAGUUAUUUUAGUAAAACAAAAAACAAUGGCUCUGUCGCAGGUCGAGUGUUUGGAUGACAACCAUGAGAACUUGCCUUUGGAGGAUUCCAAGCCUGAGUUCCUCUACAGCGAAGACCAACGGCUGGCUUUAGAAGCCCUCAUUCAUGGAGGGAGAAAAGCCUUCCAAGAGUAUAUCCAGGAUCACAGCGUGCGCCAGUUCUUGUCAGAGCCUGAGCAGAAUCAGCUGACAGGAGCUGCUGUGGCACACCAGCCGGAAUCAGAGGAAGAGGGAGCGAAAAACGGCGAAGAUGUCGCGGGAUCCCUGCAAUAUUGGCCGGACCGCUCCGACUGCUCCAUCCCCGAAUUUGACAUAGGUUGGCCAGAUCGCGUUUCUUACCGAGGAGUGACCAGAGUCAGCGUGUACACUCAACCACCAAUGGACGGAAAAACGCAUAUAAAAGAAAUUGUCAGAAAGACCAUCACACUGGCACAGAAGGUCAUUGCCGUGGUGAUGGAUCUGUUUACAGAUGUGGACAUUUUCCAAGACCUUCUGGACGCCAGCUUCAGGCGAAGGGUGGCCGUGUAUAUCAUACUGGAGGCCACCGGAAUACCGUACUUUCUGAGCAUGUGCAAGAAGGCAGCCAUGCACCAGGGACACCUAAAGAACUUGCGGGUGCGCACUGCUGGAGGGACGGUGUUACACACACACUCACACAGGAAGGUGUGCGGGCAGUUGAGCCAGAAGUUCAUGUUUGUGGAUGGAGACAGAGCCGUGACUGGUUCUUACAGUUACACCUGGAUGGCUUCCAGACUGGACAGGAACUUGGUCACAGUGCUGACGGGCGAGGCUGUGGAGACCUUUGACAGGCAGUUCCGUGAACUCUACCUCCUGUCUGAAGGAGUGAGUCUUAGUGAGAUUGGCUUGGAGGCGGAGCCUGAGCUUCAGCUGGCCUCUCAGCUGGCAGUCCCGUCCACGCCCUCCCCUACCACGGCUCGAAAGGACAUGAACCCCAAGUAUGCCCUGCUAAGCACCAGUACCAAGGGCAGCACCAACUCCAGCGGUGUCCAGAAUGUCUCGGAGAGGAGUGGCACCAGGACCACUGGCUUUCCCAGGCCUGCGGUGAAAAUCCUGCGUCAACUCAGGGAGGUAGCAGAGCCUCCAAUCCACCCGGCACUGCAAGACCUGGAACGAGCCAAUAUGAUGUACUACCUGACCACCUGGCCAGAGCCUGACCCUUCCAUCGAUGUCAUCGAGGACUGCAGCGAGCCACCACAGGCCCAUCUGACGCAAGCCGAGCUGGACGAAACCUCGCAGCCUAUCUGCUUCAAGGACGCCCUCGUCCACUCCACAGACUCUCAGGAGGUACCAAAAGAGGCAAAGGAAGUUUCCAGGAUCUCCAUGAUGUCGGAGGAACAUUGCAAGAACCUCAAAACCGCCAAUGGCCCAAACGCUACAGAUGCUCAGGGGGUACAGAAUGAGGCAAAAGAAGUUUCCAGCAUCUCUGUGACCUCAGAGGAACAUAACAAGAACCUCAGAACCACCAAUGGCCCAAGUGCCACAGAUGCUCAAGAGGUACAGAAACUGGCUAAAGAAAUUUCGAGCAUCUCAGCAACAUCGGAGGAACAUAAUGAGAACCUCAGAACUGCCAACGGGCUGAGUACCACAGAUGCUCAGGGGGUACAGAAAGAGGCUAAAGAAGUUCCCAGCAUCUCUGUGACCUCAGAGGUACAUAACAAGAACCUCAGAACCACCACAGAUUAUGAGAACCUCAAAACAGCCAAAGGCCUAAACGCCACAGAUGCUCAGGGGGUACAGAAUGAGGCAAAAGAAGUUUCCAGCAUCUCCACGACGUCAGAGGAACAUAAUGAGAACCUCAGAACUGCCAACAAUGCAAGAUCCACAGACGCUCAGGUGGUACAAAACGAGGCAAAAGAAAUUUCCAGCAUCUCAGCAAUGUCAGAGGAACAUAAUGAGAACCUCAGAACUGCCAACAGUCCAAGUUCCACAGACACUCAGGAGGCACAGAACAAGGCAAAAGAAAUUUCCAGCAUCUCAGCAACGUCAGAGGAACAUAAUGAGAACCUCAGAACUGCCAACAGUGCAAGAUCCACAGACACUCAGGAGGUACAGAACGAGGCAAAAGAACUUUCCAGCACCUCCACAACAUCGGAGGAGCAUCAUAAGAAUCUCAGAACUGCCAAUUUCCCGAGCACCACAGAUGCUCAGGAGGUUCCGAAAGAGGCAAAGGAAGCUUCUGGCAUCUCCGUGAUCUCAGAGGAACAUAAUGAGAACCUCAGAACUGCCAACAGUGCAAGAUCCACAGACACUCAGGAGGUACAGAACGCGGCAAAAGACAUUUCCAGCAUUUCCGUGACGUUGGAGGAACAUAAUGAGAACCUGAGAACCGCCAAUGGCCCAAGCACCAUAGAUGCUCAGGAGAUACAGAAAGAGGCGAAAGAAGUUUCCAGCAUCUCCAUUACCACAACUGCCAAUGGCCCGGGUGCCACAAACACUCAAGGGGUACAGAAAGAGGCAAAAGAAGUUUCCAGCAUUUCCGCGAAGUCGAAGGAACAUUACGAGAACACAGAACCUGCCAAGUAUGGCUCAGCCUGCAAUGGGUCAGUACAAUUAGAACGAAGUCAGGUUGAUGAACUAAACGCAGCCAGGGCUUCCCAGCCAAUGGUGGAGCAGCAAAUGCAGGAGCAACCACACCCACAGCAUGCAAGCAGGGUCCUCUCAAAGUGCUCAGAAGAGAAGCAGGAAACAAGGCAGACACACAGACAGGUACAGACAGACAGAUGGAAGCCGAUUCAGACUUCAUCCAGACCUCCAGCCAGCAAGGUCCAUUACCAGCAGGAGGUCCCAGUUUGGGGAUCCACCAACACAGCAGGCACCAGGUUGGAUGGCCACAUCCAAUCACCCAAUUUGGCAGGGGGCAUCACAGGGGGUCACCCGUUCUGGAAUGCCAACCAACUGGCUCUUAGCAGGCCGGGGUGGGGCAGCAAUCCCCCUUCGCGUGAUCAGCCGUCCAGCGUCCGUGGCUUCGCCUCCAACUGGCCUGCCCAAACUCAGCUGGGGAGCCAGGCUUACCACGCCCCCAACAGGCAGCUCCAGGGAUGGCCCCAGGGGCAACUGGGCUGGGCCAGACCCACUCACCAGGGCCCCGCCCCUGCACACUGGCCGCCGGGCCCUCAGGGGGACGCCCGUGGCCACCCCAGCCCGCUGUUCAACAGACACACCCUGCAUAGAGCCGUUAACGGGAAUGAGCCGGAGGCCCAGCUGUGGAUGAGAUGAGUGCUUUUCAGUGCAUUCAUCUCAUCCACAGAUUUCCUCUGGUCAUGUAACUAAUAAUAGCUCAUCAUUCAACAAAAGCCAGAAGCAUCUGUAAGACCCUGAUUAGGGGUUAAUGUGUUUGCUGCAGUUAGACCUUGAUUAGGGCCUAACAUGUUUGUUACAGUUAGACCCUGAUUAGAACAAAAAUAUGGUUGCUGCAGUUAGACCUUGGUUAGGGCCUAACAUUUUGUUUGUUACAGUUAGAUCCCCACCGUGGAGCCCCAGUGUGCUUUUCCAGGGUAGGAUGGGACUGAACAUGCCACAGAGUGAGCGCUUGCAAAAUCACAGAAGUCUCAGUUUUCAUUAAAAACGAACUCUGAUGUUUUUGCAUGUUUUCUACCUGCUGUGGCAUAAACGUUGAAGGCAAUGCAAAGGAAAACGCACAGGAAUAUGCACGCAAUAUCGGCGACAGGUGUGUCAGAAAGCAUUGAAAGAAGUGAAAACACAAAUAUGACAGUAUGGAAAAACUUAAUAUCUCAAAUGAACGGAGUUAACGAACUGUGAGAUAGCAGCCUGGAUUCAACCAAUGUUUGUCAUUUACUUUGACAUAAUCAUAUAAGUUAAUUAUGCAUUUGAAGAGCAGCAGGCUGUCACUAUAAAGCACUAAAUACCAGACUGCUGGAAAACGGUCGGUUGCCAGGUGAGAAUUCUACUAGAGAAAUAACAUGCUGCUUUUUGUGUGCAAAAAAA